AUGGCGUCCGCCACUACCUUUACGAUUUCAAGCCCUUGGAUAUUUGCCGGUCUCGAGCAGCUCUGGACCGAAAUCAAGGAGAAGAACCCCGACGACUUUGUCAUCCUCGGCUUCCCUUGCAACCAAUUCGGCGGCCAAGACCCCGGUACCGACGAGGACAUUCAGAGUUUCUGCCAAAUCAACUAUGGCGUCACUUUCCCCAUCAUGAAGAAGAUCGAGGUCAACGGCGACAACGCCGACCCCUUAUACAAGUGGCUCACGACCGAGAAGCCCGGUCUCCUGGGUCUCAAGAGGAUCAAGUGGAACUUUGAAAAGUUCCUUGUCGGCAGGGAUGGCAAGAUCAAGGGGAGGUGGGCGUCGACGACGAAGCCGGAAUCGCUGAAGCAGCCCAUCCUCGACGCGCUAGCCGAGUCCGCCUGA
Parascedosporium putredinis is the source of this 420-nucleotide messenger RNA. The record is from the annotation of a GenBank genome assembly. NCBI's taxonomy places the organism in Eukaryota, Fungi, Ascomycota, Sordariomycetes, Microascales, Microascaceae.